Messenger RNA from Pezoporus occidentalis (night parrot), 1878 nucleotides. Its product is annotated as growth factor receptor-bound protein 14-like. NCBI's taxonomy places the organism in Eukaryota, Metazoa, Chordata, Aves, Psittaciformes, Psittacidae. The record is from RefSeq and is a predicted model, not a curated record. Gene Ontology annotation, cellular component: cytoplasm; plasma membrane. Gene Ontology annotation, biological process: negative regulation of insulin receptor signaling pathway; insulin receptor signaling pathway.
CAGAGGGAUGGGGUAGCUUCAUUAAUGAUUUGUCAGGCGCUUAAACAAGCGCCAGGCCCCUCAGGCAGUGCGCGUCCGGGCCCCGAUGCGCGCCCGUGUGCCAGGGGCCGGCCCAGCCCGGCAGAAGGUUACCGGCCAGGCCCAAGCCAACUCCUGAGCAGUCAAGGGGCAGCGCUCCCCAACCUCGGCCGCCCUGGCGCUCUGUCAGGCCAGGCUCGACGCUCCGAACGGGUCGGGUGACACCGCGACCUCGAGUCCCGGGAUGAGGGAGGGGGAGCCGCGCACCUGCCGGGGCCCGCCCCGCUGUGCGGCCAGGGAGCGGAGCGCAAGGCACCUCCCGCCCCGGCGCGGCGGCGGCAGCCGAAAGGGCACGGCUCGGCCCCCGCCCGCCACAGCGUGGUGCCGGCGGCCGCCCGCCCCCGCCCGCGCACGUGUGCCGGGGAAGGCGUUCGGUGCCGUUCUCCGCCCGGGCGGCGCUUCCCCUCGCUCCCCGCCACCUCCCCUUCGCAGCGGGAGCGGAGAGCAGCCUCCGCCCGACACGCCCGGCAGCGCCGGGGCCGCUCGCCGACGUGCCUCCCGCGCGGGCGGCCGCCCUGCCAGGACGUCGCCGGCGCCGAUGGCCGCCCCGCUGCCCGGUGUGCCGCGCGCCUCAGGGACGGUGGCGGAACCUGAGGGCGGCGGCCCCCACGGCGCAGUGGGCUCCCCCUGCCUGCUCCCCCGAUCCCCCGGGGGGGACCCGCCGCCCUCGCCCCCUGACAGGAGAAAACAGAAAGAUGACAAUAUUUUGGAGAUCUCAUCAAUUCCAAACCCUUUUCCUGAGCUCUGCUGCUCUCCAUUUGCAUCAGUUUUGUCAGCCAGACUGUUGUCCAAGGAAACUUCAAGAAAAAAGCAGGUAAUUAAAGUAUAUAGUGAAGACAAUACUAGCAGAGCUUUGGAAGUACCAAGCGAUAUAACAGCCAGGGAUGUAUGUCAGCUCUUGAUACUGAAGAACCACUACAUUGAUGACCAUAGCUGGACUCUGUUUGAACAACUUACCCACACAGGUUUAGGAAGAGCUAUAGAGGACCAUGAAUUAGUAAUGGAAGUCCAGUCAAAUUGGGUAAUGGAAGAAGAAAAUAAACUGUAUUUUAGAAAAAAUUAUGCCAAGUAUGAAUUUUUUAAAAAUCCACUGAUGUCAAAGGGAGAAAUAGCAGAAAUGUACGAGGACUUGAAAGGUGAAAAGUGGAAGGGAACUCAAAUUAUCUACCUGUGAAAAGGAUGAAAAGGUAGAUAUUAAGAUAACAAAAGAUCCAAGAGAGCUGAGUUUUUUUUGUUUCUCUGAGCAAAUCAUGUACUCCCCAGCAUAGAGGUAUCAUUGCACCAGUGAAAAAUUCUAAGCUUGAGACAGUCUAUGAUUAGCGGAGUAGCUUUCAAAGAAGUGUGUGGUUAACCAGUGGGUGGAACCAGCUGUGGAGUGCUGCAGACAUGCAGCUGUGACUAGCAUAAGCACCUGUGGUUGUUCAGAGACCCUACUGUUUCUGCUGAGUCAUUCUUCUGGGUACUGUGGACCCAGGUGUAGCAGGGAUGCUUUAUCAGAAAUGAGCUGAUAUGAAUCAACCCUGCCAGUAGUUCAGUUUUAUUAAAAAUAAAGGUCACUGGACAUUGGAUGGUCAAGGGAAUAUUAGCUUCAAACUUGUCCAGACCUUGAGAAAACUUCGUAAGUAAUGAUCAGGUUCUUGUCGGGUUCAUAUUUGCAUGACUGUAUUGAACUCCCCAGCUGCAGGUCUGUCCAAAAACUACCCCAUGAUCUUCCCUUGAUAAUGAAAUUGACACUUUAAAUGUGGGCUUUUUAACCACACCAUAUUGAUAUAGUCAGAUGUAACUGAUCUUCAUACACAA